AACACAGAACCGAAUUCUUCUGCCCCUCGUGAAGUCGGAUAACAACGGUUUCCGUGAAUCGUCCCUUCAAAAAUCACACUUCCCGUGCGAAUCGGGUUUACGUGGAUACUCAGGAGAGUGACAAGUGCUGGGAGCUCCAUUCGAGUUCGAGGAGCGCGCCGGACUUAACCUCUCAGACGUUAAUGUUGGGAGACCGUGAUUCAAUGCGGAGAGUUUAAGGAUGAAACGCGAGUCGUUGGAGUUCUGAGGAAAAGCACCAAAGAUGUGGUGGGUUGUUUUAGUUGUCGCUGCGGCUUGGGUGCUGCCCACCGGUAAAUCCCAGUUUAGCGAUGCUGGAGGUUAUGGACAAUUCGGAUUUGGAUUCGAAAACAGCAUAAAAACCCUCCGAGAACCGACGUAUCUCGUCGUCGCUUCCCGCUACGUUCGUCCGGGUCAAAUCUACCGGAUAUACGUGCAAUUGUUCGGGACAGAGAACGACAGUCCCAUCAACAUAAUCGCAGCUAUACAGAGAGAUGGAGUCGAAGUGGCACACGCAUCAGAACAAGUGAUACCCGGCAUGGACACCGAUGUUCUGAUGCAGGUGCCCACAACCAGUGUACAGGGUCGCUAUAAGCUUCGCGUGGAAGGCAACGUCAACGGCGUUCUCGGAGGGACGGCUUUCGUGAACGAGACCGUCCUGGAGUUCUCGCAGAGAUCCAUGACGAUUUUCGUGCAGACAGACCGACCGCUGUAUAUGCAGGGUCAAAUUGUCAAGUUCCGAGCUCUUCCUCUCACAACGCAGCUGAGGGCCUUCUCCGAUGCCGUAGAUGUCUAUAUGCUUAGCCCAAAUCGGACGAUUAUGCGUCGAUGGCUUUCCCGUAGAACAAACCUCGGAGCAGUUUCGCUCGAAUACCCGCUCUCGGAGCAGCCCCAUUAUGGUGACUGGACGAUUCAAGUCGUGGCUCAGGGUCAGGUGGAGGAACAUCAGUUCCGGGUGGAAGAGUACUACCAGACUCGUUUCGAAGUAAACGUCACGAUGCCCAGUUAUUUCGUCAUGUCGCAGGAGUUCGUCGAAGGAUCUGUCAUGGCCAAUUUCACAUCCGGGGCCGCUGUCAACGGAAACCUCACAUUGAGAGCCAGUGUAGAACCAGUCAAAGCGACGUACGACAUACAGUAUCAAUUCGUGCGGUCUAUCGAGCAACAUUUCCGGUGGUUCGAGGGUUACAUGACGUUCAAGUUUGCCGUGCGUGAUCUUCUGAUGCUCAGUCCCAGACUCGAGGGGAUGAAGAUCGUGAUCAAGGCAGAAGUCGGAGAACGUUUCCUCGACCUCAUAGAAUUCGGAGAAUCAGCUACCGUUGUUUUCAACUCCACGCUCAAGCUCGCUUUCCUCGGAAAUUCACCCCAGGUCUACAAACCUGGAAUGCCCUUCAAGGCUUACGUCGCACUUUCGUAUCACGACAACUCACCGAUAGAGAAAGGAACUCUGGUCGGACAACGAAUCGACGAGUAUCUGCGCAUAAGCGUCAACGGAGCCCGGGGCAGCGGGAACGUCGUGCCGGUACCCGUUCCAGGGCAGAAGAAUAUGUGGGAAAUCGCUUUCGAUACAGGUGCCCCGGCGGGUGGGGCAGAGAUCAGUCCUCCGAUAAUCAGGAUCGAGGCCUCGUUUUUCGACGAUUUCUUGGGACGGACCGGCACAGAGCUCCUACUCUAUCCGGAGUUUUCUCCGAGCGGAUAUCAUAUUCAAGUGACCACCUCGACGAAGAAUCCGAAAGUCGGAGAAUAUAUCGUGCUCCACGUUCGUGCCAACUAUUUCGUGGAGAGAUUCUCGUACCUCGUGGUAUCGAAGGGUAUGGUUCUCCUCAGCGGUUACGAAGUAAUGCAGAGCUCUUCGAUCAGGACCAUGGCGGUCUCGUUGAGCUCAGAAAUGGCGCCGUCUGCAACCAUAGUGGUCUUCGAUGUGCUCAAACGAGAGGGGCGAAUCAUCGCGGAUUCGCUCACGUUCCCCGUGGAUGCGAUUUCCAAAGACAAAUUCACGGUGCAGCUGAAUAAUCGAAAGGACAAAACGGGAGACAACAUCGAAGUGGCAAUUUAUGGUCCACCGGGCACGUAUGUCGCCCUCUCGGGUCUUCAACGAGCGCUGUACGAGAUGCACGCGGGUACACAGCUCAGCUACUCGGAGGUUAUCGAGAAAAUGAACUCCUUCAUUCCCAUGAACGGAACGCUGAAACAUGAGACCUUGUCCCAUACGGGUGACGCCAGCCUCUUCGUCAACUUCCCGUCAUCGUCAUAUGGCUUGGACGCGAACCGGACGUUUUCCUAUGCGGGACUGGUCGUCUUCACCGAUGCUAGCGUGACACGAGUCCGCGAGGAGUGUAACAUCACCGCAGGCUACCUGGGUUGUUACGACGGCUCUUGCUAUCCUGCCAGCCGGCGCUGUGACGGCUUCAGGGAUUGUUCGGAUGGCUCUGAUGAGACGGCGUGUCCCGAAAACCGGAUCGACAUCAAGAAAUUCCGCAUGUUCAGAACGAACCGUUAUCUCCUCCAGUACACGAACGCUUGGCUAUGGAAAGACAUAAACAUAGGGUCCCUAGGACGCUACAUUUUCACCGUGCCAGUACCUGACGUGCCCACGCAGUGGAUGAUCUCCGCUUUCGGGAUGACUGAAGCAAACGGUUUCGGAAUCGUCUCGAAACCGAUAUCGUUCUCGAGUGCUAAACCAUUCUACAUGACUGUGGAGAUGCCGGGCAGGAUUCGGUUGGGAGAACAAAUCGGGGUUCGAAUCACUGUAUUCAACUACCGACACUACGAAACCGAAGUUCUGAUCACCUUGGCGAAUUCACCCGACUAUAAGUUCGUUCACGUGGAUCCAUUCGGUUGGGUCAACUCAUACAGACCGAAGACGAGCUUCGGCGAACAUCAGCAUCUCGUCUUCGUGAAAGCUGGCAAAUCGUUCGAGGUCUACAUGCCCAUCGUCCCGGUGCGCUUGGGUGAAAUCAACGUGACAAUCUUGGCGAAGACUCAAAUCGCCAAGGAUCAAGCCACGAAGACAGUUUACGUCGAAGCCGACGGAAUCCCUCAAGAGAGACACAUUUCAAUGCUGCUUGAUCUCUCCCAAGGCGCCUACCUCCUCAAAUACUUGGACACAAACAUCACCGAAACACCCAUUUUGCCCUUCCGAGAGGAUCGUCUCUAUAUAUUCGGAAGUAACAAGGCCACAGUCUCCAUAGUGGGAGACGUGGUGGGACCUGCUUUCCCCACGAUGCCGGUCAACGCAUCGAGCUUGAUCGAAAAACCUGCCUUUUGCGGGGAGCAGAACAUGUUCAAUUUCGCCGCCAACAUGUGGACUCUCUUCUACCUACGUUUGACCGGUCAAUACAGACAGGGCGAUCAGAAAGAAGCGUUUACGUACCUCAACUUGCUGUACCAGCGCCAACUGCAGUUCCAAAACGACGACGGCAGUUUCACUGUUUUCCGUUGGGAUCGUCGACCGAGCGUUUGGCUGACAGCGUUCGCUCUGAGAACUUUCCAAAAAGCGACCUUUCAGGAGUGGGAACACUAUAUCUACAUAGACCCAACCGUCAUCAGGAGAGGAGUAGCAUGGCUGCUCAGCACUCAAUCAGAUGAAGGCAGUUUCCACGAGUUUUCGAUAUAUCCAUACGAUCGGAAAAUGAACUCCUACUCCGAAGGCCAUUUCGAGCGUUUGAAGUACACCAACGUCUCGCUGACCGCCCACGUGCUCAUAACGCUCUGUGAGGUCAAAGAUAUCGGUGGAGACGUAGGAGCCCGCAUGGCCACGGCAAAGGGCUCGGCCCGACGUUAUCUGGAGCAGAAACUCAACAUCAUCAGAAAUUGGGAAGAUCCCUUCGAAUUGGCAAUCGUCGCGUACGCCCUCACGAUUGCGAACAGCGACGAUGCCGAAGACGCUUUCAAAUACCUCGACGAUCGCAAGAUGGAAGCCGCCGGAAUGAUCUAUUGGGGUCGGGUCAGGGUGGAUCCUCCGCGCGACAAAUACGAGAAUCAGCGGCCGUACCGCCAGCCGAGGCUGCCCGCUCUUUACGAGUCCUCCAAUGUGGAAGGAACGGCGUACGCUCUCCUGACGUUCGUGAAAAGGAACGCGGUGAUUCAAAAAGAAAUCGUCGAAUGGCUCAAUUGCCAGCGACUGCAUGACGGAGGAUGGUCUAGCACACAGGACACCGUGAUCGCCAUGCAAGCCCUGACCGAAUACACAAUCCAAAACCGGCUGAGCGAUGUUGUGGAUCUAACAGUGACGGUCGACGCCCCAUCAACGCCGGGCUUCACUCGCGAGCUCAGAAUCAAUAAAGAGAAUCUCAGCAAAAGGCAGGCGCUCACGAUUCCGAACGCCUUCGGAGGUGUACUUAUCAAAGUUCAGGGUUCUGGACUCGCCAUUCUGCAAAUGCAUGUGCAAUACAAUAUCGACACGUGGAAACACUUGGUGACGCAACCACCCGCUAAGGCAUUCGACCUUGAUAUACGGCAGUAUGCCUUUGGCAGAAAUAAUUCCCAUAUAACAUUCACAUCAUGUCAACGAUGGACUCGUCUCGAAGAAUCGAUGGCCAGUGGGAUGGCGGUUCUAGAGUUCAACCUUCCGUCAGGCUACUAUGUGCAGCAGCAGCGUCUCGACAGCUACGUGCGAUAUGCUAGGGUCCGAAAUCUUCGCGAAGCCCGCUACCAGGAGAAGAAACUGGAGAUGUACUUCGAUUAUCUCGACGAUGAGCCAAUUUGUGUGGACGUCACGAUAAGCCGGUGGUAUCCGGUAGCGAAUAUGUCACGUUACAUAUCGAUUAAAGUCUACGAUUACUACGCUCCUGAGCGCUUCAACGAAUCGAUGUUCGAGAUGUAUCAUCUCUACGCUAUGUCCAUCUGCCAUGUUUGUGGUUCUUAUCAGUGCCCCUACUGCCCGGUCUUCAGCGACGCAGCUAGGUUGCGUGUCGGCCUCCUCAUUUACGCUGUGGUGGUCCUCACAGUUCUGCGCGCAAUCAACUUGAUUCGGUAGAUUUACUCUCAGGGAAUGAAUGAGAAAGGGAGAUCUGAGAGAGUGAGUGUAUAUACAAGUGUGCUGAUGAUUUCCUGAGAUGCUUUCCCGGUAUAUUUUUACACCACUCGAAGCGCAGCUCGUCUCGCAGUGUCAACAAAAGCGUCACUCCUGACUAGUAUUUAUUGAGAUGAGAUAUUGAGACUGUCUCUUCAUACGAACUACGAAAAUAAUUGUUCUCUGUGUACAUUGAACGCAGGAUGCGGUCUGCAUCUAUCAAGCUCCUGAGCACAAGGAGAGACACUACAAAGCGAUAAUCGAGAUGAUUGAGGAACCAUAACGCCGCAAUAUUUUUGUACAUAUAAGCCAGAAUACGGGCGGUGUUCUCACAGAGCG
This is a messenger RNA of Galendromus occidentalis (western predatory mite), 5368 nucleotides long. Its product is annotated as CD109 antigen. Bases 263 to 4993 code for a protein of 1576 amino acids. Gene Ontology annotation, cellular component: extracellular region. Gene Ontology annotation, molecular function: protein binding; endopeptidase inhibitor activity. NCBI's taxonomy places the organism in Eukaryota, Metazoa, Arthropoda, Arachnida, Mesostigmata, Phytoseiidae. The record is from RefSeq and is a predicted model, not a curated record. The transcript has 17 exons.